Myotis brandtii (Brandt's bat) is the source of this 2892-nucleotide messenger RNA. It is a transcript of the gene NOM1, whose product is annotated as nucleolar protein with MIF4G domain 1. Gene Ontology annotation, cellular component: nucleolus. Bases 1 to 2742 code for a protein of 913 amino acids. The transcript is spliced from 12 exons. NCBI's taxonomy places the organism in Eukaryota, Metazoa, Chordata, Mammalia, Chiroptera, Vespertilionidae. Gene Ontology annotation, molecular function: protein binding; RNA binding. Gene Ontology annotation, biological process: ribosomal small subunit biogenesis. The record is from RefSeq and is a predicted model, not a curated record.
AUGGCCUUCUGCCUGGGAACUGGGACACAUUGGCUGCGCGGUUCCCUGCGCUGCCGCCCUCCUGCCGACGCGGGGAGUGAGGCCGAGGACGGGGGCGACGCGGGGAGUGACUCGGAGGACGGAGGCGACGCGGGGAGUGAGGCCGAGGACGGGGGCGACGCGGGGAGUGACUCGGAGGACGGAGGCGACGCGGGGAGUGAGGCCGAGGACGGGGGCGACGCGGGGAGUGACUCGGAGGACGGAGGCGACGCGGGGAGUGAGGCCGAGGACGGGGGCGACGCGGGGAGUGACUCGGAGGACGGAGGCGACGCGGGGAGUGAGGCCGAGGACGGGGGCGACGCGGGGAGUGACUCGGAGGACGGAGGCGACGCGGGGAGUGAGGCCGAGGACGGGGGCGACGCGGGGAGUGACUCGGAGGACGGAGGCGACGCGGGGAGUGAGGCCGAGGACGGGGGCGACGCGGGGAGUGACUCGGAGGACGGAGGCGACGCGGGGAGUGAGGCCGAGGACGGGGGCGACGCGGGGAGUGACUCGGAGGACGGAGGCGACGCGGGGAGUGAGGCCGAGGACGGGGGCGACGCGGGGAGUGACUCGGAGGACGGAGGCGACGCGGGGAGUGAGGCCGAGGACGGGGGCGACGCGGGGAGUGACUCGGAGGACGGAGGCGACGCGGGGAGUGAGGCCGAGGACGGGGGCGACGCGGGGAGUGACUCGGAGGACGGAGGCGACGCGGGGAGUGAGGCCGAGGACGGGGGCGACGCGGGGAGUGACUCGGAGGACGGAGGCGACGCGGGGAGUGAGGCCGAGGACGGGGGCGACGCGGGGAGUGACUCGGAGGACGGAGGCGACGCGGGGAGUGAGGCCGAGGACGGGGGCGACGCGGGGAGUGACUCGGAGGACGGAGGCGACGCGGGGAGUGAGGCCGAGGACGGGGGCGACGCGGGGAGUGACUCGGAGGACGGAGGCGACGCGGGGAGUGAGGCCGAGGACGGGGGCGUGGAGCAGGAGGACGCGCCAGAGGAAGAGCCGCAGAAAGCAGCGGCAGAGGGGAGAGCGAAGAAGAAAUCGGGCGGAAGGAGAGUCCGGUUUGCGGAAGACGAAGAAACGAGUGAAAAUUCCCGGGAGGAUGUGGACGCAGCCGUUCAGCAGAGUCUUUGUGAAAAUGCGGGAAAGUAUCUCCCCCCUCAUGUGCUGCGAGCUGAGGAGACAGUGGCUACCCAGAAAAGGGAAGAGAGAGAACGGCUAAAGAAGCAUGUCCAAGGCCUAAUUAACAGGUUGAGUGAGCCGAACAUGGCCUCCAUCAGUGGGCAGCUGGAGGAGCUGUACAUGGCCCACAGCAGGAAGGACAUGAACGACACCCUGACGGGCAUCCUCAUGAGCGCCUGUGCUCCGGGCACGGCCAUGCCGGGCAGGCUGGUGAUGGAGCACGUCCUCCUGGUCAGCACCCUGCACCACACAGUGGGCAUCGAGGUUGGAGCUCACUUUCUGGAGGCCGUGGUGAGGAAGUUUGAUGACAUCUAUAAAAAGGGAACCGAGGGCAAAGAGUGUGACAACCUAUUCACCAUCAUUGCACAUUUGUAUAACUUCCACGUGGUACAGUCUCUCCUCAUCUUCGACAUUUUGAAAAAACUUAUUGGAACUUUCACAGAGAAAGAUAUCGAACUGAUCCUGUUAAUGCUGAGAAAUGUGGGCUUUUCCUUGAGAAAAGAUGAUGCUUUGUCACUUAAGGAACUAAUCACAGAGACCCAGGCCAAAGCCAGCGGGGCAGGCAGCAAGUUCCAGGACCAGACCAGGAUUCGGUUUAUGCUGGAGACGAUGUUGGCACUGAAGAACAAUGACAUGCGGAAAAUUCCGGGUUAUGACCCUGAGCCUGUAGAGAAACUGAGGAAAUUGCAAAGGGCUUUGGUGCGUGGCGCCGGCUCGGGCACAGAAUCUCAGCUGCGCGUGUCCUGGGACAGCGUCCUGAAUGCCGAGCAGACGGGGCGCUGGUGGAUUGUGGGGUCGGCCUGGAGCGGGGCCCCCAUGAUCAGCAGUCAGCAGAAGGCCCCGCAGAAGCCACUGGCAGGCAUGGUUAGCGCCAAGAUGCUGGAACUCGCCCGAAAGCAGAGAAUGAACACUGAUGUCAGGAGAAACAUAUUUUGUACGAUUAUGACUAGUGAAGAUUUCUUGGACGCAUUUGAGAAGCUUCUAAAGCUUGGGCUUAAGGACCAGCAGGAAAGGGAAAUAGUCCACGUUCUCAUGGAUUGCUGUCUGCAGGAGAAAACAUACAACCCUUUCUACGCCUUCCUGGCCGGCAAGUUCUGCGACUAUGAGAGGAGGUUCCAGAUGACGUUCCAGUUCAGCAUAUGGGACAAAUUUCGAGACUUAGAGAACUUACCAGCCACCAACUUCUCCAAUUUGGUUUAUCUGGUGGCCCACUUGUUGAAGACAAAAUCACUCCCACUUUCCAUUUUAAAGGUGAUUGAGUUCAGUGAAUUGGAUAAACCCAGAGUCCACUUUUUACGAGAAGUGUUACAUGUGCUGUUGAUGGGAACAGAAGCUGAAGACAUCUGUUUCAUUUUCGCAAGGGUGUCCGACAACCCAAAGCUGGGUGUGCUGCGCGAAGGUUUGAAGCUCUUCAUCAGCCACUUCUUGCUAAAGAGCGUGCAGGCGCACCGCAGUGCUGAGGAGGCCAGUGCGCUGCGGGAGCGAGCCGAGCUCGCCACCAAGGCCUUGCAAGGAAGGCCUUCGCUGAGAAUGUAGGGACCUGUCUGCCAGGCGCCCUUUUAACCCAAAGGCCGGUUACUCUGCUGGCUAUAAAAACUGGGGAGAGCCAUAUCAUGGUCUGUUGUAUUUACAGUAUUAUAUUUUGAGAUGAUUUUUGAUCCACGAUUAUAUUGUGUGUGUUGUAAA